AUGAUCAUUUUAAUCGUGUGUUCGAUGGCCGUCGCCUCAUCAUCAGCGAGCACCGCCACUGAGUCUUAUAAAGAUCAAUUCUGCACGGAUCCUCGCACCAUGGAGAAGUACGAGGCGUACACGGAGUGGGCGGACGCGUACUCCUGCUCCAGACAUAGGUGCCAGCCGGGAGGCAGGAACCUGGCUAUAUAUACUGUAGGAUGUAAGCGAGUAGAGGCGCCGGAGUCAGCUAUAGAGUGCGAGGAAGUGGUCGAGGAUACCAACAUGCAGUUCCCGUACUGCUGCACCAGACUCAGAUGUCUGGUUGUGGUCCGUGGCGAAGUAUGGACGAGGGUGUUGGGUCAGCCUUGGGAGACUCUCCCGGCCGCGCCCUGGAGCCACAUGUAUAAGAUGAAGAAACCUCCGCCCGCUGACAACACCUUCGCUAAGUCGGCGGGUCCAGGUCCUAUAUACGAGCUUGCAUCAGAACCAGACGCGGGUCCUCAUGAGAAGAUGCUGAGGUCACAGAAACAAGGGACGCCCGCCCCGGACUGUGUGGAGGCCGUGCCGAGAGUGGCGCCCUCACCCGACAUCGUGAUAGCUCUAGCAACAAACAAUGAAGAAAAAGAACAUAAGAAAACUAAAAGUACGAGACAUAAGAGAGUUAAGAAACUUCCGAAUACUUUCGAGGUUGAGGCGGACAGAGAACACAAUGAAGUUGAUUUUGAAGACUCGCCUCUCUUGGAUAAGAAUGUCGAUGGUUCUGAUGAGAAGUCCGGCUCUUACGUCACACAGAAGAACGCAGCCAAGUCAUCAUGGACGGAUAUUCCUUCAAACCAGUGGACCGAACACGAUCCUUCAGUGGACGUUGAAGUUAACCAACCUUCAGAGGAGAAGGAGAAGCCGGCCCUGCAGGCGCUGGUGGACGCGAUCGGUAACAGAAUGAGGGACAUAGAGAGUGUGGUGCAGAGGAUGAGCGAGAAGGUGCACACGGUGGACGAGGUGGGCAGCGGGGAGAGGAGGUCUGAAGUCGAUCAGCCUCGCAAACAUCACAAACAGACUGAGAACAAGGAACCGAAGGAACCGGCCAAACAGAAGAAACCGAACGCGGACAAUGACAACUAUAAGAGGUUCUCAGUAAAGAACCGCAGCAAGUACCUCCACCCAUCGGAGUCGAGCACGGACCGGCCUCUGUUCGUGGAAGACGCCGACAUGAACGGGUACUUCAGUGACGCGAGCAACGGACUCGUCAGGCGAGCCGGACAACACAAGGACCCCCCUCCCACUUACAUGGCGCCCGUCGACAACAGACGGAAAACACACACAGAGACCUCUGACGAGGGAGACAAGAAACACAAGAAACACACGCACAAGAAGAAGAAGAAGAGUAAAAGUCAUAAAAAACAUCACGGUAAAGAAGAGAAGAGGAAACACUUCAACAGACUGGCUUCAACGGAGGUUGAUAAGAACAUAGUGUCCUUGGAAGAUAGUGCUGUUAAUAAAUAA
This is a messenger RNA of Danaus chrysippus (African queen), 1485 nucleotides long. NCBI's taxonomy places the organism in Eukaryota, Metazoa, Arthropoda, Insecta, Lepidoptera, Nymphalidae. The record is from the annotation of a GenBank genome assembly.